AUGAUAAUCGAUUUUGUAAUUAAAAUUGAUUUUGGUAAAACCCGACAAACUACAUUAUCAUUUACAAGUAAAGAGGAUUCACAUAUAUCUGAGAUAUAUAAAGAAGAUGAAAAUUAUCAUUCUAAUAAUGAUUAUAUUAGUACUGAUAAUGAACUUGAUGAUUUAUUAGAAAAUGAAUCUAAUGAAUCUGAUAUAGAAUUACAAUCUUCUAAUAAUAAUCCUACUUUAAUUUAUUCAUCUAAUGAUCUUAAUUUAGAAGAAAAUAAUUCAUUUAUUCCUACUAAAAGAAGAAAAAAAUUAACAAGAAAAACUAGAUUAAAAAAAAGUUAUGUUUGGAAUUAUUUUAAAGAAACUUUACCUAAUAUUACUACAUGUCAAUUAAUAGGUUGUAGACAAGAUCUUGCAUAUCAUCAAAGUACUACUGCUAUGAAAACACACCUUGCUGCAUUUCAUCAUAUUACAAAAGCUACAGUUGAAAAAAGUCAAGAACUUAAUCAAUAUUUAGUUAAAUUUAUUGUAGGAACUGUUCAACCUUUACAAUUA
This is a messenger RNA of Cetraspora pellucida, 543 nucleotides long. Lineage: Eukaryota; Fungi; Glomeromycota; Glomeromycetes; Diversisporales; Gigasporaceae. The record is from the annotation of a GenBank genome assembly.